Entelurus aequoreus (snake pipefish) is the source of this 5726-nucleotide messenger RNA. RefSeq lists its product as uncharacterized. NCBI's taxonomy places the organism in Eukaryota, Metazoa, Chordata, Actinopteri, Syngnathiformes, Syngnathidae. The coding region runs from base 372 to 1670 and encodes 432 amino acids. The transcript has 9 exons. The record is from RefSeq and is a predicted model, not a curated record. Gene Ontology annotation, molecular function: N,N-dimethylaniline monooxygenase activity; NADP binding; flavin adenine dinucleotide binding.
AGUACUAAGAAUGUUAGUAUCAGUCUGAUACCUUGUCGAUGUUACAAAAAGACCUCUACUUUGCUCAAUAUAAUCCAACAUGUGACUAUUUACCUUGUUAAUUUUCUGACCAUGACGUUUUAUUGAUGCCAGUAUUGACAAGAGCGAAAGUCCCGCCUCGACAUGCGGAAGUAGUUUCUUCUCGCCACACGAUUGUUGUUGUGUAACGUCGUGACCGUCCAACGUCCAACGAGACACUUUGGGGGGGGGGGUUAGUUUUUUUUUUCUGCUGCAAGUGGUGAAAAAACAUCUGGAAGUUUUCAUUUGUGGCGCCAUUAUUCAGUCGAAACAACAAACUUAAGUGUCCAGGAGAGGGCGCGCUGGUCGUCACCAUGGCAACGAGGCUCCAGCGCGUGGCGGUGGUUGGCGCCGGGGCAGCGGGACUGUGCGCCGCCAGGCACAUCCUGUCCAGACCGGACCGCUUCGCCCCGCCGGUCUUGUUGGAGCUGUCGGCCCACGUGGGCGGGACUUGGUGCUACGAGGAGCCAGUGGGGACGGGCGAGGACGGGCGGACGCUUCUCAGCAGCAUGUACCGUCACCUCAGAACCAACCUUCCCAAGGAGGUGAUGAUGUUCCCGGACUUCCCCUUCCGGGAGCAGCCCAGCAGCUUCCUGCCCCACCAGGAAGUGCGGCGCUACCUGGAGGACUACUGCGCCCACUACAAGAUCGGCCCUCACAUACGACUGCGCACGGCGGUGGAGGCCGUGAAGGCCGUCGUCACGCCGACGGAGGCGACCUGGGAGGUGACGUCAUCAAACGGCCGCCGGAGGACGGAGACGUUUGACUCGGUCUUCGUGUGCUCGGGGCAUUAUUCUGAUCCCUACAUCCCGGACGUGGCCGGCGUGGACAAGUUCAAAGGUCAAGUCCUCCACAGCCACGCCUACAGGAGCGCAGACGCCUUCGCCGGUCUGUCCGUGGUGGUUCUGGGGGCGCACGCGUCCGGGUUGGACAUUUCCUUGGAGUUGGCCAACGUCGGCGCUCAGGUGACUCUGAGUCAUGGCCGGCCUCCUUUCACCUUCCCUCUGCCCGCUGAGAUCCAACAAGCUGGUCUGGUGGCGGCGGUGGAGGACGACGGCAGCGUUGGCUUCCAGGCGGGUGCAGGCGGACGUCCUGCUCUUCUGCACCGGCUACAAGUUCAGCUUCCCCUUCCUGGACGCCGGGCAGCUGGCGCUGGACAUCCAGGACCACUUGGUGGCGCCGCUGUACCGCUUCAUGAUGCCGCCCGCCUUCCCCUCACUCUUCUUCAUCGGCCUCUGCAAGACCAUCUGCCCCUUCCCCUACUUCCACUGUCAGGUCCAGUUCGCUCUGGCCACGCUGGAAGGUUCCGUGGCUCUGCCGACCCGGGCCCAGAUGGAGGCCGAGGUCCUGCUGGAGAUGCGGGAGAAGGCGGAGCGCGGCGUGGCGCCGCGGCACCUGAUGGUGAUGGAGCGGGACCAGUGGGAGUACCUCGCCACGCUGGCCAGCGACGCCGGCUUCCCGCCGCUGCCUCCGGUGGUACGCAGCCUGUACGAGGAGGUGUGGCGACAGCGGCAGGUCCACCCCCAAGACUACCGCCGCCUCAACUACAGGCUGGUGAGCGACGCCCAGUGGCAACUGGCCCACGCAGAGUCAGCCGUUACCAUGGCAACUGAAGGAAAGUAGGGCUAGUCUGCCUUUAAAGAAAGGUGCUUUCAGUCAUGAAGUCACACCUUUAGGGGCGAUGACUGUAAACAGGAAGUGAAGGAAGUCAUGUGAUCACGUCUCACGCAUGAAGAGCAGCGUGACGUGCAUGGCGUGGUGUGAUGCCCUCGCAGCGUCGCGUGCACGGGUGUCCCAAGUGCGGCAGCUCAUUUUUUAAUAGCCCACCGCACAAUCGAAAAGUACUUUUUAAAAAAGUUGACUUAUUUUUAAUCCCCAAUAAUUUAGUGGGAUUUUGUUUAUCUGUCAUUAAUCAAAACUGGUAAUAAAAUUACAAUCAAUUUUUUGAUUUUUUUUUUUUUAACUGUCCAUCAAAAAUAGUAAUAAAAUUAAAAUAAAUGUUUAGAUCUUUUUUUAACUCCUUUAAAAAAUAGUAAAAUUAUAAUCAAUUUGUAGAUUAUUACUCAAUAAAAAAUAGUAAAAGAUAAAAUAAAUGUUUUGGUAUUUUUUUUAGCUGUCAAUCAAAAAUAGAAAAAAUGUAAAUACAUUUUGGGGUUCUUUUAACUGUCAAUAAAAAUAGAAAAAAUGUAAAUCCAUUUUUUGAUUAUUUUUUUUUCACUGUCAAAAAUAGUAAUACAAUUAUAAAUCUUUUUUUUAACUCAAUCAAAAAUAGUAUAAAUUUAAAUUUUGAUUCAUUUUGACUGUCAUUAAUCAAAAAUAGUAACACAAUUAAAAUUUCUAUUUUUUUUUAACUGUCAUUAUUUUUUUAACUGUCAAUAAAAAAUAGUCAAAUUAAAAUCAAUUUGUAGAUUUUUUUUAACUAAUCAAAAAUGAUAAAGAUAAAAUCCAUGUUUUUAUAUUUUUUUACUGUCAAUCAAAAAUAGAAACAAUGAAAAUACAUUUUUGAUUUUUUUUUAAUUGUCAAAAAUAGUAAUAAAAUUAAAAUAAUGUAAUUUUUUUAACUCCAUCAAAAAUAGUAAUUUAAUUUUUGAUUCUUUUUUACUGUCAUUUAUCAAAAAUAGUAACACAAUUUAAAUGUAUAUAUUUUGUAACUGUCAUUCAUUAAAACAAAUAAAUUAAAAUGUUUUUGUUAUUAAAACCUGUCAUUGCUAAAAAAAAAAAAAAAAAUCAAUAUUCUGAAUUUUUAUUAUUAAAAACUACCAUUGCUCAAAAAUGUAUAAUUAAUUAAAAUCAAUGUUAUGAAUUAUUGACCUCUUUAAGGCUCCAAUUACUUCACAUAAAAUAUUCCACUUUGAAAAUGUUUUGGGAGAAAUAUUGCAUAGUUUGUUUUUGCCAUAAAAAAACAUGGUUCUCUUUAAAAAAAAAAAAGGGCAUAAAAAAAAAUAUAUAUAUUUUUCAACUUGAUAUCGACAGACCUGAAGUUGAUCUAGCUGUAAGCCUUGAAUGAAAAAUUACUUACUUUUAACAUUUUUAUGACUGAGACCCUUUUGAGUCCCCGGGACUAAACUUGUGGGGAGACUUGGAAGUUAAAACAAAAUGUAUAUAUUGUAGGGCUGUUCAUUUUUAGGCACUUCAGAAUCGAAUCUCCAAAACGAUUCUCCAUUCAACAAUACUUUUUAAAUAACUUUGGGUGCCAACUAACUGGUUUUGUUGAAUAAAAUUCUACCUAAACAUUUAAUAAAGUCAAAUACAAAUAAGACAACAAGAGAAGUAUCCAACACUUCUCUUUUCUAAUGUAAAUAUGUUCAGCAGAUAUAGAUCAUCUACAUCAACUAUAUGAUUUGUCUUAAUUCACUGCAGAACAAUUCAGUGUAAAAAAAAGUUGUGGACAGAAAUUCAGUGUAUUAAAAAAAAAAAAUUCUGGUCAGAAAUAUUCAAUGCAAAAAAAUUCAGUGCAGAAAAAUUGUGUAAAAAAAUCAGUGUAUAGAAAUUCAGUGCAAGAACAUUUCAGUGUCUAAAACUUCAGUGCGGAAAAAAUAUGGGCAGCAAUAUUCAGUGUAAAAAAAAUCAGUGCAAAAUGUUUAAAAAACUGUAUAGAAAUUCAGUGUAAAAUAAAAUUCUGGGCAGAAAUAUUCAAUGCAAAAAAAUUCAGUGCAGAAAAACUGUGUAAAAAAAAUCAGUGUAUAGAAAUUCACUGUAAGAACAUUUCAGUGUGUAAAACUUCAGUGCAGAAAAAAUUAUGGGCAGCAAUAUUCAGUGUAAAAAAAUUCAGUGUGCAAAAAAUAUUCAGUGUUUAAAAAAACAGUGUAUAGAAAUUCAGUGUAAAAAAAUUAUGAACAGAAAAAUUCUGGGCAGAAAAUUCAAUGCAGAAAAAUUCUGUGCGAAAAAACUAUAGAAAUUCGGUGUAAGAACAUUUCAGUGUGUAAAACUUCAGUGCAGAAAAAAUUAUGGGCAGCAAUAUUCAGUGUAAAAAAAAAUUCAGUGCAAAAAAUAUUCAGUGUUUAAAAAACAGUGUAUAGAAAUUCAGUGUGAAAAAAAAUUAUGAACAGAAAAAUUAUGUGCAGAAAUAUUCAAUGCAAAACAAUUCAGUGCAGAAAAAUUAUAGAAGUUCGGUGUAAGAACAUUUCAAUGUGUAAAACUUCAGUGCAGAAAAAAUUAUGGGAAGCAAUAUUCAGUGCAAAAAAAUAAGUCAGCGUAAAAAAAUUCACUCAUUGCAGAGAAAUUCUGGGCAGAAAUAUUCAGUGUACAAAAAUUCAGUGCAAUUUAAAACAAAAACAAACAAAAAAUUUUUUUUUUUAAUUGACUAAGAAUUGUUACAAAUAAAAAUCAAUGUUUAAAAAUGAAGUGUAAAAAAGUAAGUGUCCAGAAAUUCAGUGCAAAUAAAUAUUCAAUGUUUAAAAAACUGUGUAUAGAAAUUCAGUGUAAAAAAAAAUUCUGGGAAGAAAUAUUCAAUGCAAAAAAAUUCAGUGCAGAAAAAUUGUGUAAAAAAAUCAGUGUAAGAACAUUUCAGUGUGUAAAACUUCAGUGCAGAAAAAUUAUGGGCAGCAAUAUUCAGUGUAAAAAAAAAAAAGUCUGUUUAAAAAUUCAGUGCAAAAAAAAGUCGGUGUAAAAAAUUCACUCACUGCAGAGAAAUUCUGGGCAGAAAUAUUCAGUGCACAAAUAUUCAGUGCAGAUUUUUAAAAAACUAAAAAAAACUUUUUUUUUUAAUUGACUAAGAAUUGUUACAAAUAAAAAUCACGAUUAAUUGGAAAAUCUUUUUUUUUGACACUCCUAAUAUAUUUUAUUGGUUUGGACGAUGAAAAAUAUAAAAAUGGCCGCUGCGUGUUGUGAUGUGACGUUUGGACACCCCUGCUCUACUGACACACUCAGUGGAUAACUGUCCACAUAUGUAGUCCAUACCGCAAUAAAUAAUAAAUACGUGUACUUUUAAACAGACUACUUUAUUGAAGUGUCGAGUAUUUAAGAUCAGCGUGCAAAAACCACAUUUAAGAGGUAAUUAUGCAUUGGGGAAUACGUUUUUUCAAGGAGCCAUGAAUCCCAUCUCUACUACAAAGUAGAUAUUCAACUUUUAAAAAAAAUAUAUAUAUUAUAUUGUCUUUUAAGCACAACGUUUUGUUAAAAACGACCAUGUUUUUAAGCACUAAGUAGUUUUCGAACAUGAUAAAACGAUCAUCAAAAUCAGGGGUGCCCAAACUACGGCCCACGGGCCGGAUCCGGCCCGCCGGCGUCCAAAAUCAGGCCUGCGGGAAGUCCCAAGUAUAAAAUGUUUAUUUUAUUUUUUUCUGUCUUUUCUUAUCCACUUUGUACCGCUUGCUACUCACGGUGUCUCCUAGCCGCUCAGGCAAAUCAUAUUGUCUAAAAAUGCAUUUUCUCAUCGAUAACGUGACAUCAUCGCGCACGCGGAAAGUGCACUAUAUAUAUCUAAUAUAUAUAAUAUAAUAUUUAUAUAUCUAAUAUAUAUAUACAGGGGUACCCAAACUACGGCCCGGAUCCAGCGUCCAAAAUCAGGCCCGCCGGAAGUCCCAAGUAUAUAAAUAAAUAAAUAAAAAUAUUUUUUUCUGUCUUUUCUUAUCCACUUUGUACCGCUUGCUACUCACAGUGUCUCCUAGCCGCUCAGGCAAAUCAUAUUGUCUAAAAAUGCAUUUUCUCAUCGAUAACGUGACAUCAUC